This is a messenger RNA of Vigna unguiculata (cowpea), 2876 nucleotides long. Its product is annotated as homeobox-leucine zipper protein MERISTEM L1-like. The record is from RefSeq and is a predicted model, not a curated record. Gene Ontology annotation, biological process: regulation of DNA-templated transcription. Gene Ontology annotation, molecular function: DNA binding; lipid binding; DNA-binding transcription factor activity, RNA polymerase II-specific. NCBI's taxonomy places the organism in Eukaryota, Viridiplantae, Streptophyta, Magnoliopsida, Fabales, Fabaceae.
UUAACUCUGUUCAUGGUUUUGGGUCAGAUAGAGACAUUUUGAAAUCAAUUUUUCUCUCUCUCCCUCUUCUUGGCAGCCACAGUUUUAGCAGAACCUCAGGGUCAAACUAAAACAUCAUCUAUAUACCAAGAGUUAUAAAAAAAGGAGGAAGAGAGCACAUUACAGAGAGAGUCAGAGAAACUUUGGAUCAGUGUAGGUCUGAAAAGUGCUGUGGUUUGAAAGGAAAAUCUCUAUCCUUCCCUCUUAAGGUCGAUCAAAAUCAGAUUCAAGAAUAAGAGGUGACUUUCAAAACAGAAGGAAGCAAUGUAUCACAACAACAACAUCAACCCUUGGAAUUCUCAACAACAACAACAACGGUCUAUAUUGGAAAAGCCUCCACAAAGGACAUCCUUGGAAAAUGAUUUGGAAAGGAACAAAGAUUGUGAAUCUUCCAGUAAUCAAAUGAAAGUUCCUCGUUCCAUUGAUCAAGAUCCCGACAAACAAUCCGGAAAGAAGCGUUACCAUCGACACACGAAUGAACAGAUAAUGGAGAUGGAAUGUUUCUUUAAGGAGUGUCCUCAUCCAGAUGACAAACAAAGGAGAGAGCUCAGCAGAGAGCUGCGGUUGAAUCCCUUGCAGGUCAAGUUCUGGUUCCAAAACAAGCGUACCCAAAUUAAGUCUCAACAUGAACGCCACGAGAACAAUCUUUUAAAGGCUGAGAAUGACAAGCUUCGUGAAGAGAACACCAGGUACAAGGAGGCACUGAAUAAUGCUUCUUGCCCUAGUUGUGGAGGCCUCGGUGGAGAAAUGUCCUUUGACGAGCAACCGCUGCGGGUUGAGAAUAUGCGGUUGAGAGAAGAGAUUGAAAAGAUGUCAGCAAUGGUACCCAGAUUUGCGGUAAAACCUGGGAGUUUCUACCAUAACAUGUCAUCUCAAAACCAGAUGAUGCCUCCUCGGUCCCUUGAUCAGGGUGUUGGAAACUAUGGAGCACAGACAAUUUUGAUUGGGGAAAUGUUUGGUGGCAAUGAUGAACCCCAUGGGACACUCCCAAUUGCUAAUGAUUUUGAGAAAGACAUUGUUAUGGAGAUUGGUAAUGUAGCAAUGAAGGAAUUCACAAACCUUGCUGAGGCUGGAAACACUUUGUGGCUCCCUGGAACCUGUGGUUGUGAGAUUCUGAACCAGGAUGAAUAUCUGAGGUCUUUCCCUAAGGGAAUAGGUCCAACACCCUUAGACAUAAAAAUCGAAGCUUCAAGGCAUUCUGCAGUGGUCAUCAUGGACUACAACAAACUCGUUGAGAUCUUUAUGGAUGUGAAUCAAUGGGCAAACAUGUUUUGCGGUAUCAUUUCAAGGGCAGCGAUACAUCAAGUUCUGGAAGUUGGCCAAACAGAAAUCUUCGACGGAGCCUGUCAAGUGAUGUCAGCUGAGUUCCAAGUCCCUUCACCGUUUGUUCCUGUUCGUGACGACUACUUUGUGAGGUUCUGUAAGAGAAAAAAUUUAGAAUCAUGGACUAUUGUUGAUUUUUCCGUGGAUCAGCUGCGACCUGAUUCAUUCACAAAAAGCCGAAGACGACCCUCUGGUUGCCUAAUCACAGAAUUGCCAAAUGGUUACUCAAAGAUUGUUUGGAUUGAACAUGUAGAACUGGAAGAUAAUGAAGUAGUGCAUGAUCUUUACAAAAGCUAUGUUAAUUCUGGCCUCGCCUUUGGAGCUAAACGCUGGGUGGCAUCCUUGGAUAGACAAUGCGAGCGUCUUGCAAGUUCAAUGGCCACGAACAUACCCCAUAAGAGCAUUGGUGUGCUAAUGAAUUUUGGGGGACGAAGAAGUAUGAUGAGGCUGGCCGAAAGAAUGAUGUUGAGCUUUUGUACUGCUGUUGGUGCAUCUACUGCAAAUGUUUGGACAUUGUUAACAGUGGCCAGUGAAGAUGUAAGGGUCAUGAGUAGAAAAAGUGUGGAUGAUCCAGGCAGACCUUCCGGUAUUGUGCUCAGUGCUUCAACUUCUUCGUGGCUCCCCAUUCCUUCAAGGACUGUUUUUGAUUUUCUGCGAUCUGAAAACUCAAGAAAUCAGUGGGACAUUCUCUCUAAAGGAGGACAAGUGGAAGAAUUGGCACACAUUGCCAAUGGCCAUGACACUGGAAACUAUGUCUCCUUGCUUCGAGUCAACAUUCCGAAUUGCGGCCAAAGCAAUAUGACUAUGCUUCAAGAGACUUGCACUGAUGCCACAGGGUCGUAUGUUGUGUAUGCUCCUAUUGAUUUAAUUUCCAUGAAUGCUGUGUUGAGAGGUGGAAAUCCUGAUUGUGUUGCCCUGCUACCCUCGGGCUUUGCUGUUCUUCCUGAUGGGCCUGAACCUAUGAACAACGGAGGACCCAUUCGUGAGGUUGGAUCUGGAGGUUGCCUUCUAACGGUGGCAUUUCAGAUAUUGGUUGAUUCUGUCCCAACUGCAAAAAUCUCGGCUACUUCAGUCACCACUGUUAGCAGUUUAAUCAAGUGCAUAGUUGAGCGGAUCCAAGCCGCACUGUGCAGUGGCGGCACUUAAGCGCCGAACCUUCAAAUAAUGUAACUGAUAGAGGAAUAAGGAAGGUGGUCCCAACUUGAUGGUGUUGAGAAGAAGGGAAAGUAUCUUAGAGAACCCUAUCUUCUUUUGCGCAGCUAGUGACUGAUGGGCAUUGACUUCCCCAAAAUGAAAGUAGUUCCGUAUGAUUUAUAGAUGUAAUAAAUAAACCUGGAUUUCUCUUUAUCUGUCUUAAUUUUUGGGCAGAACUUUUAUUGUUGUGCUGUAAACUUGGAUGGUUUUGUUCAAGUUCUUUUCGUUGUUUGACUUCUAAACUUUAUUCAUGUUACUUAUGUGGUUGAGAAAAUCGCUUCAAUGUUGCUAUUGAUGUGUUUGGAAGGAACUUACCUCAA